Messenger RNA from Salarias fasciatus (jewelled blenny), 1464 nucleotides. RefSeq names its product testicular acid phosphatase homolog. The record is from RefSeq and is a predicted model, not a curated record. Gene Ontology annotation, biological process: lysosome organization; regulation of neuronal synaptic plasticity; negative regulation of ERBB4 signaling pathway. Gene Ontology annotation, cellular component: postsynaptic membrane; lysosome. Bases 30 to 1268 code for a protein of 412 amino acids. Gene Ontology annotation, molecular function: receptor tyrosine kinase binding; acid phosphatase activity; protein tyrosine phosphatase activity. Lineage: Eukaryota; Metazoa; Chordata; Actinopteri; Blenniiformes; Blenniidae. The transcript is spliced from 11 exons.
AAGUAGCUAGGAACCAAGAAAUCCAAAAGAUGAAGACGAUGCAGAGGAGUUUGUGCUGUUUGCUCUUCCUCUGGUGCGUCUGCCCGACUGAGUGCAGAGUGCUGAAGUUUGUUGUGGCGGUGUUCCGACACGGCGAUCGAUCGCCUAUCGAGUCCUAUCCUACAGAUCCACAUGGGGAGGAAGUGUGGGCCCAGGGCUUCGGACAACUGACCGAGAUGGGCAUGAAACAGCAGUUCGAGCUGGGCAGGUUCCUGCGGAGGCGUUACGGAAACUUUCUCAGUGACGAUUACAACAACAAAGAGCUGUACGUACGGAGCACCGACUACGACCGAACCCUGAUGAGCGCCCAGGCCUGCCUGGCCGGGAUGUUCCCCCCCACCAGACGUCCACCUCCCAUCAUGCCCCAGUUAAUGUGGCGGCCUGUUCCCGUGCACACCGUCCCCAGGGCGCAGGACAAGCUGUUGAAGUCUCCGGGAAAAGACUGUCCACGGUUCAGGACUCUGAUGACAGAGACCUUUGAGAGCGCGCCGUACCAGAGGUUCCUCAGGGGUCACCAGCAUUUUGUGGAAGCGUUAUCCAACCACACUGGCUACCCCGUGUCCAAACUGGUCGGCAAAAAAAUAUGGAGGGUGUACGACACCCUCACCUGUCAGAGGAUCCAUAACCUGACUCUCCCACGUUGGGCCACCCAAGACGUCCUGGACACCCUGAGGAGAAUCGCGUCCUUCGAGGUCAAGUACAGCAUCCUCAGCCACAAGCGGAAAGAGAAGGCCCGGCUCUCCGGAGGGGUCUUAUUGAACGGCAUCCUGAAGAAUUUCUCCAAGGCUGCGGAACAAGGGAGUCCUCUCAAAUUCAUUAUGUACUCGGCUCACGACUCCACACUCAUCACCCUCCAGGCAGCGCUGGACGUGUACAACGGCCUUCUCCCUCCUUACGCCGCCUGUCAGCUCUUCGAGUUCUACCAGGAGUAUGAUGGAUCCUAUUCUGUGGAGCUGUAUUACCGCAACGACUCCUGGCGUGACCCGUAUCCCAACCCCGUGCCGGGCUGCGACGGCCUGAGCCCCUGUCCUUUGUCUCUGCUCACUGAGCUGCUGAGGGAGGUGACGGCGGAAGACUGGGAGGCCGAGUGCGGCCACAGCACCAAAUGGUCGAGCGCAGGUGUUGUAACAGCUCUUGCAGUGGCGGUGGGAGUCCUGGCAGUGGCGCUAUUGUUCAGUAUAGGGGUGGCCGUCCACAGGCGCAGAGCUCACUACUCCAGGGAGGUGUAGUGCUGACUGCUGAUGUGCCAAACAUUCUCCCCCAUCUGUGGACAAAGCUCUAACGUGUUGAUAAUUCAUGGUUUAAUCUUUAUGUGUUUGACUUCUUUACUCCCUCCAAGAAUUCUUUUUUCUUUUAUUUUUUUUUUGUGAUUAAAAGAAUAAACAGCAUACAGAAAGAAUUUUUGUCAGAGAAGAAAACUGUAUU